Messenger RNA from Oppiella nova, 432 nucleotides. Lineage: Eukaryota; Metazoa; Arthropoda; Arachnida; Sarcoptiformes; Oppiidae. The record is from the annotation of a GenBank genome assembly.
GAUCGAGAUGUUUAUGUCAUUAAACCUUUCAAUGAGUUUUUCAAAUACGAAAUGACUAUUGAUUUUGAGAGUCAGAAUACGUUGGGAAGUCAAGUGCUAAUAGGCCAUAAAAACGCCAGAUUUUUGCGAUUAUGUUACGAGACGUUCCGGGACUACGAUCCCACCAAAUGGUACGUUAAUAUUGGCGAACGCCCGGUGCUCAACGUUAUCAACAAACAGCCGCAUCUCAUACACAGAAUGGACGGACAGUUUGGGGUCAGACCUAAUGUCUGUCAUAUGCUUUACGCUAUAUAUGACAAGAAUUGGCGGAAUAGUUAUCCAAAACCCCCGGCCUUUAACGCAUACAAUGAGACAACUGUGUGGACAGUGGACACGACAUUCAGUUAUAUGUGUCGAGAUGUACUUCAAUUUGAACAAAAUGUGUUAAAAUGA